AUGAAGCGUGCCGUCGACCUUUCAGAGGCGUUCCUCAAGGUCUCCUUUGAGGAGAUUGAGAACACAGACGCCAGUGAAACAACCACCAAGGAAGGUGACAAGAUCUACAGCGACUGGCAGAAGGAGAAUGGUGCUCAAGUCAUGGAUGCCGCGUUUGUCCUAACCAACAUUCUGCGAGAGCGCUAUCCAAAGCAUUCGUGUGUCAGAGUUUCCAAUCCGUGGAUGUUCCCCGUCCUCCAGUUUCCGGAUAUGAUGCAACAGCCACUCCCGGAUGAAACUAUGGACCUCCUGGUCGCCGGGUUCACGCCCUUUCUGCGUAGGACUGGUCGAAAGGGUGGUCUACUCAACAUGUCGGUCAACUUUGGAGGCUUCAUGGCAGCCUGGCGUCAGUACGAUUUCAUCAUCUAUCAUGCAAUUUUUCCUAUGGGCAUGUACAAGGACACGAACUUUUGGGUUCUGCACCAAGGACCAACGAUCCCCAUCUACGAAUUCCUCAGCGCCGUUGGCACGUGGUUCCAAGAACUUCACGAGGAGAUCCUUGUCUUUGAACAAGGCAUGUGGACAAAGGACGGCAAUUUGUAUCAGCAGAUCCAAAAGGCACAUUGGGAGGACGUCAUUCUCAACGACAAAUUCAAGACUGCCAUUCGUCGUGAUAUCAGCGAGUUUUUCAAGAGUGAGGCAGUCUAUAAAGACUUGGCAGUACCGUGGAAGCGUGGGCUGUUGUUCUACGGUCCGGCUGGUAACGGAAAGACGAUCUCGCUCAAGGCUGCCAUGCACGAGACGGACAAACCUAUCUUAUAUGUUCGAAAUCUGAUCAGCUGGAUGGGGGAGGAAUAUGCCAUAUCUAUGGUCUUUGGAAUGGCGCGUGCGUGGAGUCCUUGCAUCCUAGUGUUCGAGGACCUGGAUUCUCUUAUCAACAUGCGCAACCGGUCCUACUUCCUGAACCAGGUCGAUGGCGUAGAGUCCAACGACGGCAUCAUGAUGAUCGCCACCACUAAUCACCUGGAGCAAAUCGACGGCUCAGUCUAUAGGCCAUCUAGGUUCGACAGGCAAUACUUGUUCGAUAUUCCAGACGAGGAAGAGCGUCGUCUCUACUGCGCAUACUGGCAAAACAAAUUGGCAAGAAACGAUCGCGUAGAUUUCCCAGACAAACUCGCCGACGAAAUUGCCAAGCUCUCCGACACGCUCUCCUUUGCAUACCUCAAGGAAGCAUUUGUCGCGACGCUGAUCCGAAUGGCCGGUGAUCCUGACGUCAAAUUUGCAGAAAACUUGCGAGAACAGGUCAAGGAGCUCAAGAAACAAGUUGGUCAUCGCUCUCAGAUUGUACCGCAAGUUCCAGAGGGCCCAUCCAUGUCGGCUGCAGUGUCCGAACUCGGCUCGAUCCGAGAACUUCUUGUUCGCAUGACCGGGGGAGACAUGCCUAGAGGGCUCACGACCGAGACUGUCGUGCCCUCCAGUAACUUGGGUUUGUACAGAUGGAAAUAA
This is a messenger RNA of Serendipita indica DSM 11827, 1485 nucleotides long. The record is from the annotation of a GenBank genome assembly. NCBI's taxonomy places the organism in Eukaryota, Fungi, Basidiomycota, Agaricomycetes, Sebacinales, Serendipitaceae.